This is a messenger RNA of Torulaspora globosa, 1398 nucleotides long. RefSeq names its product RNA-binding snoRNP assembly protein (gene NAF1). Gene Ontology annotation, cellular component: sno(s)RNA-containing ribonucleoprotein complex. NCBI's taxonomy places the organism in Eukaryota, Fungi, Ascomycota, Saccharomycetes, Saccharomycetales, Saccharomycetaceae. The record is from RefSeq and is a predicted model, not a curated record. The transcript has a single exon. Gene Ontology annotation, molecular function: RNA binding. Gene Ontology annotation, biological process: pseudouridine synthesis; ribosome biogenesis; box H/ACA snoRNP assembly. The coding region runs from base 1 to 1398 and encodes 465 amino acids.
AUGAGUUCUGAGGAUCUGUUUAGUAAGGCUCUUGAGAACCCAACGGACUCUUUGGAGGUAAAAUUGCCACAAGAUGAUGUUGAUAUCGGUAUAGUUGAGACCAGUGAUGAGGAAGCACAAGAUAAAAGAUCUUCUGCAGCUUCCUCGUCCUCUGAUGGAAAUAGCGAUAGUGAUAGUGAUGAUAACUCGGACAGCUCGAGCAUUGCUGCGCAAGAUGAGCAGGAGGUCGAUGACGACGAUGAAGAAGCGAGUCCUGAAGGUGCAAUCAAAUCCAAACACGAAAUUGAUGAAGAACCGAUUCCUGGUCUGCCUGACGGGUAUGAGAUCAACUCUAAUGCCAAGAUAUCAGAAAUUGGUGUGAUAAAGUCUGCUUUUGAUAAUAACGUAAUUAUCCACUGCCUUGAGUCAGGUGAAAGAAGAGUAUUGAAGGAGGGAUCUAUCCUUUGUCUUGAGGAUCGUACCUUGAUUGGUACACUGUGUGAAGUGUUUGGUAAGCUAGAGAAUCCGUUUUACAGAGUUACUUUGCCGCCAUCCAGACAGGCGCAGUUUGCUGAGUUGAAGGAGCGGGUCGGUCAAAGGGCUUUCAUCGUGGUGCCUGAAGCGCAUUGGGUUGAUACAUUCGAGCUGAAGAAAAUCAGAGGAACUGAUGCAUCCAAUGGAUACGAUGAGGAGCUGUCUGAGGACGAGCAAGAAUUUUCCGACGAUGAAAAGGAAGCGCUGUACAAGAGGUUGAAGAAAGAACGCAGGAAGAACAAAAACGUUGAUAUCAAGGAUCUUAAAGGCAAAAUUGAAUCCGGUAGCAUUAAAAAACCAAAAGUACAACGCCAACCAAAGCAGUACCCAAAAAUGCAGCCUCCCGUAGGAAUGACACAGCACACUUACCGAUCGAGAAGUUCUCGACAGGACGACACUCUUCGUCAACCUGUUAGCAGUGCACCGCUACAGCAACAGGCAUACUACCCGCAAAUGUCCCAUGCCUCUGCGGUACCAUACCAAGCUCCUAUGUUCGGGCAGCAGGGACCGCCUAUGCAGCAGAGCGGUUACUAUCAUCCGCCAGCACAACCAUUGACCGCUCAGGGCCACCAAUUUUCACCGGUACCGAAUCAGCAUAUUCAGCAAGUUCCACCUCCCACUUACAAUACGCCGUAUGGUUCGUUGCAAUCCCCCCCUUCAUUUUACCAGCAAACACAACAAGUACUUCCAACUCAACCAUACCCUCAGUAUCAGCAGGUACCCUUGCAAGUUGACCACUAUCAUAGUGUUGGAAUCCCAGGCGCUCCACAGCCACAGGCCAAUAUGCAGCAAGUAUUACAGUUACACAGCCUAUUGAUGCAACAGCAACAACUGGAGACAAACCAAAAGCAAAGUCAAAAGAAAGAGUUCAACUAUGAUGAAUGA